Molecule: messenger RNA, 945 nt
Organism: Scomber japonicus (chub mackerel)
Lineage: Eukaryota; Metazoa; Chordata; Actinopteri; Scombriformes; Scombridae
Gene: nqo1
Product: NAD(P)H dehydrogenase, quinone 1
Exons: 6
Cellular component (GO): cytosol
Molecular function (GO): NAD(P)H dehydrogenase (quinone) activity
Source: RefSeq, a predicted model, not a curated record
AUGAGACCAAGACAAGACCGAGGGAUCCGAGACCAAGACAAGACCAAGACCAAAGACGGUCGAGACUGUGACAAGACCGAGACCACCUUGUGUUUGUCUGUGUGUGUGACAGCUCAGAAGACGGCUCUGAUCGUGUACGCCCACCAGAGCCCCGGCUCGUUUAACGCGGCGGUCCGAGACGCGGCGGUGGAGGAGCUGACGGAGCAGGGCUACAAGGUCAUCGUGUCUGACCUCUACGCCAUGAACUUCAGAGCCAGCGCCACGCGGGACGACAUCAUCGGUGAUCUGAAGAACCCGGAGCUUUUCCAGUAUGGAGAGGAGACGAUGCACGCCUGGAUGGAGGAUCGGCUCAGUGAGGACAUCGUAGCUGAGCAGCGCAAAGUAGCAGAGGCCGAGCUCAUCAUCUUCCAGUUUCCGUUGUACUGGUUCAGUGUGCCGGCCAUCAUGAAGGGCUGGAUGGACAGAGUGCUGGCACAAGGCUUCGCUUUCUCCCUGGAGAAGAUGUACGAUAACGGCAUCUUCAAGGAAAAGAAAGCGAUGUUGUCCUUCUCAACCGGAGCAACGCAGUCUAUGUUCCACCCUGACGGCAUCAACGGAGACAUCAACGUCACACUGUGGCCUCUGCAGAACGGCACGCUGCACUUCUGUGGGUUUCAGGUUCUGGCUCCUCAGAUCUUCUGGAGUCCGGGUCACUGCCCCCCCGCGGUGCGGACGGCGAUGCUAGACGGGUGGCGCGCCCGGCUGAAAGGACUGUCGGCCGAAAAGUGUUUGACCUUUGCCCCCUGCGAGCUGUUUGACCUCAGCUUCCAAGGGGGGUUCAUGCUGCGGCCCGAGGUGAAGGAGGAGAGAGAGUCGCAGCCCUACGGCAUCUCGACCGGACACCAUUUAGGGAAACCGUUGCCGCCUGACAACCAAACCAAAGCUCAACCUGCAGCAGAGGAAAAC